GAGAAUUGUAAGCGUGACAAAAACAACAAAGCCAAGGCGCAUUUCACAAUAAUUAAAUGUUUUUCGAUCAAUUGCGGCGCGUUUAACCCAUCGAAAGCGAUCGCGAUGCGUGAUCCGUGGACCCAGUGACCGGACCCGACGACCAGUGAACGUGAAGCGCCAGCGGCGCGGCGAACAAAGACAAAAUACGGCGAGCGAAAACGCCGACCGCAUAACCUGUACGUGUACGCAAGGCAAGGCGAAUGGAGGGCGGCAAGGGCAGCGGGAAGCGGAUGAAGGAGGAGGCGCCAAGCAAGAAGUUGCCGCCUAAAAUCUACAGCGGCGAUGCGGGCACCCCCACGAAGGCGGCCCACGACGAGAUCCUCAGCUCGCUGCUGCGGAUCAACAACUUCGACUCCAUAUCGAGCAUCAAGGACGAGUCGCUGGACAUCGAUCUGUCGGCCUGCGUGACCAUCAGUUCCGCCAGCCUGGUCAACGGCAAUAGUCUCUCCUCAACGGACUUCUGGCGCGUUCUGGACGAGAGCGCCCAGAACAACACCGAGCUGAAUCUCUCCUCGGACGUCUGUCGCGAUGAUCUGGCGGCCACCGGCUCCUCGGCCGUGCCCAGCAGCUUGGCCAGUGAUAACCACUCAAGCUCCGAGUUUAGUGUGACAUUCCUGCGGCCCGAGCCGCCGAAUGCCUUCACCAAUUCGCCCUUCAAAAAGACCUCCUCCAGCGGCACCUCCACGCCCGUAAAGCUAUCGCCCGAGCAACUGCAUCAGCAGCAUCCCCUCCAAAUGCCCCAGGCUCAGUUGCUUCAACGCAAGCCCAAGCUGCCGGCGGCAACGGCGGUGCGCCUGAAGGUCUUCAAAGAGGAGCCGCCCGAAGAGAAGCAUCCGCCAGAUCAGGUCGUCACCAAAGUGGAAGUGUGCGAGCCCGAGUUUCAGCCUCCCUCUUUCUACAUGUUCCAGCAGGCCAAGUCGGCGGAGGCGGUGGCGGUGGCCGAUGCGGUCAGUAUGCCACCGCCAGCAGCUUCGGAGUCAAAGCCUUUCGAGGUGGAUCCUGCUCCGCUGCACAAGUGCCUCGACUGCAACGGACUGCUGCUGGAGACGCCCGACGAGGUGGCCAAGCACGAGGCGGCUGCCCACCGGCUGAGGCUCACCUAUCGCUGCAGCGAGUGCCAGCGGGAGUUCGAGGUGCUGGCCGGAUUGAAGAAGCACCUGAAAACGCAUCGAACCGAGGGACGCAAAGACACUUGGAAGAAAUGUCCCGAUUGCGGGAAGUGCCUCAAAUUGGGCAGCAUGUGGAUGCACCGAAAGAUCCACAGCGAUAACAAGAAGUACCAGUGCGACAUCUGCGGUCAGAAGUUUGUGCAGAAAAUAAACCUGACGCACCACGCACGGAUUCACUCAUCGGAGAAGCCGUACGAGUGCCCCGAGUGUCAGAAGCGGUUCCAGGAGCGCUCCCAUCUGCAGCGUCACCAAAAGUACCAUGCGCAAACGCGUUCCUAUCGAUGCGAGAAGUGCGGAAAGAUGUACAAGACGGAGCGCUGCCUGAAGGUCCACAACCUGGUGCAUCUGGAGCAGCGACCCUUCGCGUGCACCGUCUGCGACAAGAGCUUCAUCAGCAACUCGAAGCUCAAGCAGCACUCCAACAUACACACCGGUAUGCGGCCCUUCAAGUGCAACUACUGUCCGCGUGACUUUACCAACUUCCCCAACUGGCUGAAGCACACGAGACGCCGGCACAAGGUGGACCACAAGACGGGCGAACACCUCGAGAACAUUCCCUCCUACUGCUCAAAGAAGUCUACCACCAGCAAGGCCCAAAAGGCAGCCGCGGCAGCAGCAGCGGCGGCGGCAGCUACUGCAGCAGCGAAUCCCAACGAUCUUGCCGCAUCUGGAGAACUGAAAGUCAAGCCGAAUCUUACACCUGCAGCCGCGCCGGCUCCCGCAAAGCAAGCACGGAAAAAGAAGCAACCGCAGCAGGCCACUCUUGCCGCAUUGGGGAUCACUCUGCCAGCGGGUACUGCCCUGCAGCAGGUGCAUCCCGUGCCGUCAACGCAAUCGCAUCAGCAGGAGUUAUCCACCGUACUGGUACCUCUGCCUCCGCCAGCACCUAAGCAGACCAAAGUCAAGCGAGAACGCAAGCAGCUGGCGCCCAAGCAAUUGCAACAAAAGCCACAGCUCCUUCAGCAGGCUCAGGUGCAACAAUCCAGUCUGGAGCCCAUUGCUGCAGUGCCGCAAAUCAAGAAGGAGCCAGCGCAAAACCAAGGACCGUUCCUUGACUUGCACGGUCUCAGCCUGACCUCAGCAGAAGAGCUGAUCAUGGAGCAGGCCCUGGAGAUGGAGGAAUGUGGUCUGUACGAUGCACCUAAUGCGAACACGGAAAUGGGGACGUCGGACAACGCCAUCUCAGAUUCGGCCGCAGCCCUGCACUUCCAGAUAAAAAAUGAACUGCCGGACGAACUGUUGCCGGACGAUGAUUUUAUGCCUUGCAAGCCCAGCGACCGCCUCGCUUGCCCCUCACUGGAGUCCUCACCGUUCUCUUCGCCCGCCUCCAUGGAGUUGACCGCCGUCUCUGCAUCCAGUGCCGCCACAUCGGCCCAAGCAUUACCGGUGCGAUCUGGGAACUACUACCUGCCCGCCUUUACGCUGAACGCGCAUGGCAAGCUAAGCAGUACCGGCAAUGCGAUGCAGUCUGUGACGACGAGUUUGACUCAUUCACCCUCUGUGUCCAUGGUGAACGUGCCGCUGCUGGUGCGAUCCAAUCAGAUGCUGCCCUCGGUAGACACGCUACUCUUCACCAACCAGACCGGCGGCAGUCGAUUCUUUGCGGGAAAAUCAGCGACAGCGGCGACGCCGCAUCUGACAUGAUCGGCCGGCGGCGUCGUCUGCUGCCCGCCAACAUGAACGCCUCAACGAUCUCCUGUGUCUUAGUUUAGUAGCAGUGUCCACAAUGUUGCGCACGCGCAAUCGGGCGGUCGCUGACCGCUGGCAAUCGUUUAAAAGAAAUCGGAUUAUAGUCCGUAGGUAAUUAAGAGUAUGACGCUACAUUUGUUUAAGUAAUUGACCUAAGCUGAUUUCUGCAUAGUCCGUAAGUGCAUUUGAGUGUAUAUAUCUUUAAUCUUUAAUUUGUACGCUUCACACCAAUAAUAAAUUUCGUACAUAUUUUAGUAA
This is a messenger RNA of Drosophila subpulchrella, 3158 nucleotides long. RefSeq names its product serendipity locus protein H-1 (gene wdn). The record is from RefSeq and is a predicted model, not a curated record. NCBI's taxonomy places the organism in Eukaryota, Metazoa, Arthropoda, Insecta, Diptera, Drosophilidae. The coding region runs from base 243 to 2855 and encodes 870 amino acids. The transcript is spliced from 3 exons.